UCCAGCUGCUACCAAGCAUCAUUGAUCGUUUUCAGCGAUCGAGCUUCUCUUCUGAAACCAGAUAUCCCCAGAUUUCAGCAGCGCUGCUCGCUCAAGGAUCAAACACCCCUCAUUCCCGGCGCUGGCCAAUCGCGUGUUUUUGUGUCGCGAAAUUGCAUUGGACCCCCCGGUCUCCCACGUUCCUGGAGCAUCGGCGACACUCCAGAGCCCCUUGGCUAAACUUGGCUUAUUUCGGAGGUAUUAAAGAGGUAAAUGGCAACCACACCGCGACCUCGGCCGUGCGCCGAGCUCGACAUUCACGACGACCACUCCCACUACACCACGACUGCUCUUGGCGAGCUCUCCCUCAACAAAGUGCACAACAUCAGACGCAAGACCAGCGUUGAGUCCCUCGCUCGACGGCUUGACAAUUUCCACAUCCAUAAUAGUGAUAAGGAAAACAAGUCACGUCUUCGGUCGGCGGGAGCUGCUUCUCAGGAUCCCGUCUUCGAGGGCGCCCAGGAGCCCAAGUCACCACAAGACUUUGAGAACGGUAACCCCCUUGCCUUGGCUAGCCAGCAGGUUCGCAGCACCAAGGAGCAACUGUUACGGCACCAGGAAGGUCAGUUUGAGUGGCUGCUCUCUGUUCCGGUAAAGACUGCCGCCAAAGAGCGCAGGCCGCGCGGCGACUCUCACGGCGACGCGGAGCUGGGCCGAGGCGAAAAGACGCUGUAUUUUGGAUGUAACCUUGUCAACCGCAAGCCGCAGUCCGACGGGAUACUUGAAGAUGGCGAGUCCACUGACAUCUAUACCUUGUUAGCCACGCGCGUCAAGGCGGAGGAGGACUUCAUCAUUGAGCGGGCGCCUGUGUUUGACGAAAUGGAGGCUACAGCAGCGGACCAGCCUCGUCUGGGCGACGACACGGGCGCUUCCAAGGCCUCCUCGGUGCCGGUCGCGGGGGUCAAUGGGGUGGUUGCGUCCGCGUCCGACGACAGUGGCGAACAUUCCCGUCCGCUGUCUCGAAUUGAGGAUUCUGUGGAGGCACUCGACAAACUCGAGGAGGAGAUCGAGGCCGUUGCGGAGGUUGCCCAGCUGGAGCGAGUGCUCUCUCCCGAAGCCGCCUCGCAAAACUCCAACGCCGCCAGCGCAAAGUCGACCCCAGUGAAGCGAGCGACUUCUGUUCGAGCGCCGCCGGAUCCGGCCAAGAGCAAGACGGUGGGGCGCAGCUCUUCGGUGCGCAACAAGACGACCUCGAGCGGCGACGAUGAGAAGGCGACGACUUCCUCUGCACGCAAGGUCCCCCGGCCGGCCAGCCUCCUCCCGCCGAAGCCGCUCGCAAAAUCCAGCAAGCCUCCGACGACGUCGAACUUUGAGCUGCCGGGCGAAGCCGUGGCCCGUCAGCUGAAGGAGCGGCGCGCCCAGCGCCUGUCGCAGCAGAUCUCGGCGGAGCAAGCGGCCGCCCUGGCAGCCGCCUACUCGCCCUCCAGGCCGCAUGUCAAAUCCUCCAAGCCCCCUACACGGCCGACUUUCGAACUGCCCGGCGAGGCCAUCUCGCGCAGGAAGCGCGAGAAGCGGGAAGCCGAGCUCCGCGCUCAAGAGGAAGAGGAGCGAAAACGGCGCGAGUUCAAGGCCCGUCCGAUCCGCGCCAGCCUCGUCCCGACCACGGUCCCGCGUGAGACCCUCGCGAGCCUGGCGCGCCAGAAGGCGCGGGCAACCACGGAAGGGUCGGCCGACUCGGCCUCGACGACCGUCACGCCCGUCUCCAAGAAGCGCCAGUCCGCCACGAUCACGACGCCCUCAUCCACAUGCGCGACGCGUACCACUACUCCGGCCGGGUCGGCAGCCGCCACCCUCCCGAUCCGCGGGCGCAACCCGACGGCUUCGGCCGUCUCGGACUCGGCGGGCCAGCCGGCUGCCUCCCCCGCCCCGCGCGCGGCGUCGACGUCGUCGUCGGCGGCGGCUAGCACCCACUCGCGCGCGAGCAAGGUGAGCGCCGAGGAGGCGGCGCAGCAGAAGCUGCGGGGCAAGGAGGUGUUUGCGCGCGACAACAGCCUGACGGCGGAGCGGGAGCGCGAGAAGCGCGAGCGCGAGCGGGCGGCCAAGGAGGCGCGCGAGAAGGCGGCCGAGCGCAGCCGCGAGCUGAGCCGGCAGUGGGCGGAGAAGCAGCGGCUCAAGAAGGAGGCGGAGCGGCGCAAGGGCGGGGAGGGCACCGGGGCUCCUGCUUCUUCUUCUUCUUCCCCUUCUCCUGCUGCUGCUGCUGCCGCUGCUGCGGUUUGAGGUGGGGAUGGGGGGGGGAAGGGGGAUGCUGCGAUAUGUCCCCCGAGAGAGGGGCGUGUCCGGUGUUUCGUGUUUGUGUGGUUGAUCUCUUUCUAGGAAAGGGAAGAUGUUGUUGGGAUUGUUCGGCUGGUAGGACUCUCUGAAGCUGACCGAAGCUGCACUGCAUAGCGAAGGUGUGUCU
Thermothelomyces thermophilus ATCC 42464 is the source of this 2437-nucleotide messenger RNA. RefSeq lists its product as uncharacterized. Lineage: Eukaryota; Fungi; Ascomycota; Sordariomycetes; Sordariales; Chaetomiaceae. The transcript has 2 exons. The record is from RefSeq and is a predicted model, not a curated record. The coding region runs from base 253 to 2256 and encodes 667 amino acids.